Molecule: messenger RNA, 2812 nt
Organism: Chelonia mydas (Green sea turtle)
Lineage: Eukaryota; Metazoa; Chordata; Testudines; Cheloniidae
Gene: RTN4IP1
Product: reticulon 4 interacting protein 1
Exons: 11
Coding region: 577-1935 (452 amino acids)
Cellular component (GO): mitochondrion
Molecular function (GO): oxidoreductase activity; zinc ion binding
Source: RefSeq, a predicted model, not a curated record
GUGCGCGCUGCGCGGAGGAGAUUCAGGCCGGGCAGGGACGCGCUGAGAGGAGAGGGGGGAACGCGCUGGCACCUGGGGCAAGGGCAAGGAAGCGGGAGAGCGAGGCGGGGGCUGCCUCGCUUCUGGGGGCCGGGGUCUUGUGGGUGGAGGCUGAGCUGCCUGGGGAGGGGUCCUUGGGGCACUGAGAUUUGGUGAUUUGUAACGGGUUUGGAGGAGCCCCUCUCUUCUUCUCCUACCUUUCAAACUAGGGAGCCUCUGGGGGCUGUGAUACUCGUGGGGAAAAGCCAGUUUGUUCAGGCCGCCUCGUUCACACCCCAAAACCUGGGAGCUUUGUAGUUAAAAAUUGAAACUAGACAGGCCUCCCCCCAUCCCGUAUGGUUGUAAAAGAAGAAUUAGAGAAAUAGUAAAAGAUUUUUUUUAAAAAAAUUGAAGUUGGCAAACAUACAUGGAUUUGAUUGGCUUAAAAAUUAUCUCUGUGGAGAUGGGAAGCAUCAGUGUAGCCAGCAUGUAAUUAUUUUUACACAUAAAGUAUAGUAGCUAAAGUCAUUAACGAUCCCACCUUAUGCAUUGUCAAUAAUGUAUUUAAAGAUGCAUCUGUUUAGUAGGAGAGCAUACAGUGGCUUGCUUUUCAGUCAAGGUUCCAUGGCAACUUGCCUUAGAAGCAGCAAAAGUUUAAUCAAGCCCCGUCUAUAUAGAAAUAUCAGCCUCUCUUGUCAGAGAUGUACAGUUAUGGCAUCGUGGAUAAUAGAUAGAUAUGGGCGAAAUGAUGUGCUACGAUUUACAAAUAACAUGAUGUUCCCUGUAAUACAUUUUCCAAAUGAAGUUAUUAUUAAAGUCCAUGCUGCAAGUUUAAACCCUAUAGAUGUUAAUAUGAGAAAUGGUUAUGGAGCAGCUGCUUUAAAUGUGAAACGUGAUCCACUGAAAUUGAAAAGCACCGGGAGUGAAUUUCCUCUAACACUUGGUCGAGAUGUAUCUGGUGUAAUUAUGGAAUGUGGGCUAAAUGUGUCCUAUUUCAAACCUGGAGAUGAGGUAUGGGCAGCAAUUCCUCCCUGGAAGCAAGGCACUAUUUCAGAGUUUGUUGUAGCUAGUGGAAAUGAGAUCUCUCACAAGCCCAAGUGUCUCAGUCAUAUGGAAGCUGCCUCCUUACCAUAUGUGGGUCUAACAGCAUGGUCUGCAAUAAACCAAAUUGGGGGACUGAACCAAGAUAAUUGCAGUGGGAAACGAAUAUUAAUUUUCGGCGCUUCAGGUGGAGUUGGUACCUUUGCUAUCCAGUUAAUGAAAGCUUGGGGUGGUCACGUGACAGCAGUUUGUUCUCAGGAUGCCAGUAGCCUGGUGAAAAAGCUUGGAGCAGAUGAUGUGAUUGAUUACAAAUCUGGAGAUGUAGCAGAGCAACUGAAAAUGUUACCACUGUUUGAUUUCAUCCUAGAUAAUGUUGGUGGACCCACUGAAAAAUGGUCUCCAGAUUUCCUCAAGAAAUGGUCAGGAGCCACAUAUGUUACUUUGGUAACACCCUUUCUACUGAAUGUGGACAGGCUUGGAGUAGCUGAUGGCAUGCUACAAACAGGAGUCACGAUUGGAACCAAAGCUGUAAAGCACCUCUGUAAAGGAAUCCAUUAUAGAUGGGCAUUUUUCACACCGAGUGGCCAAUCUUUGGAUGAAAUAGCAAAACUGGUUGAUUCAGGAAAGAUCCAUCCAGUUGUUGAGCAAGUCUUCUCUUUUUCUGAAGUUCCAAAGGCCUUUCUGAGGCUAGAAGGAGGACAUGCACGAGGGAAAACAGUGAUCAAUGUGGUGCACUCAGACUAUAAUGCAUUAAAGAAUGGCCAACCUGGGUCAGACGAAAGGGUCCAUCUAGCCCAGUAUCCUGUCUUCCGCCAGUGGUCAAUCUCAGGUGCCCCAGAGGGAACAGGUAGAAAGGGAAAGAUGAUCCCCUUAUAAACAACAUUCCAGAGUCUACAUACCACCUCCUUGGUCAAAUGUCUGAGAACAGAGACAGGCUUUGCACUCUGCCUUGCAGGCCGGUAUAAUCUGGCUCUGUCCAGACCCCGCAUGGAAGCAAUUCCCAGAGUAGAUGAUCCCCACCCCAGAACGCCCUGCCACUGGAGACUGUGAGCUCAAGCACCUCAACCAACUUCACUUGAGUUCCAGCAGACCAUCAUGAUACUUUUUUUUGUUGUCUUUUGUUGGUGGUCUUGGGACCAAUUCUCAUUCAGUGUAAUUCCACUGCAGUUUCUCCUGAUUUAAACCAGCAUGGGAGGCUACUUUACUCAGGUUACAUUUUAUUAAUAUUUACAAUUGUCAGAGUUGCAGUUAUGUCUUGCAGUUAAACUAAAAAGUUGAGUAUACCUCCUCACAUUUCAUCUUAGAACUUUUUACAAAUAAAUAUUUAGGAUCUCUGCCCUUCUACUUCUGAGCUUGGCAGUUUAAAUCAGAAAGAGAACAAACAGAUAGAUAUUGUAUUUUCUAAUGCGAGCUAGCCGGUUAGAUCUCUGUCUCUCUAGAUCUAUAUUUUCCCUUUCUGAGCUAUUGUAUUCUGCAAUUAGGCAGUUUUCAAAUAUUCACUCAAAGUACAUUACAUGCUUUUUAAGAUGUUUAAUUGAAGAUGAGCCAGUAUACUAAUCUCUUUUGUCUUUGUCUAGUGGCUCAAUUAAGAUUGAAAAUAUUCUGCACAGUGUAGUUAUUAAAUAAAGACACUUCCUGAACUAGACACUUUGAUAAACUUGUAAUUAAUAAUCACACUUUUCCUUGUGGGGAACAAAAAUUCCUCCAUCUGGCUGUAGCACAGGGGUUCUCAAACGGGGGGUCGGGACCCUUC